AUGUCGCACGACCAGCAUAACAGUCACGGAGGCGAUUGCGGCCAUGAAGCGCACGACCACGGCCACGAUCACGGCCACAGCCAUGACGAGACCGGCGGGCCCAAGGACAACCUCUACAUCCGCAUCGACAGACCGAACGUCGUGGCACUCAAUGCGGACAAGGAGGGCCCGGAGGUGAUCAAGCCAUGGGAUAAGCGCCUUGAUGAGGUGGUAUAUCUGGAGUCGGACGCGGACGAUCAGAUGAUCAUACGCGUCCCAUUCACCGGCUCUGUCAAACUCCGCGCCGUCCUCAUCAAGAGCGGUCCCGCCAACCAGACUCCGGCGAAAGUCUUAUUGUAUGCCAACGAGAACAACCUUGAUUUCUCGGACGCAACGGAUAAGAAGCCGACGCAAGAGUUCGCGGUGGCGCAGGGUAGGGAAGUGGGGGAGUACUCCGUCAUGCCUGCCAAGUUCUCCAACAUCACCUCCAUCACCUUGUUCUUCCCCGCCUCCCAAGGCGCCGAUACGACCCGAAUUUACUACAUCGGCUUCUUGGGGUCCUGGCACGAGAGGAAAGAAAACCCAGUCGUGACGGUGUAUGAAGCGCAGGCAAACCUGGCUGACCACGAGAAGAUACCAGGGACGGAGGGCAACUUCAGCGCGCCCCAAUCGUGAUCGUACCCCCAACUGGACGUUAUCUUGUACCAUGGCGUGACGAAAUGGAAGGUCCAAUGGAGCAAUUCAAUGAAGAAAGGAAAGAACGAAGAAGUGUGGCUUAAUGUAUUCUAGCUUGCAUUCGUUAUAUAACAGAGGGUUCAUAUUGUAGUGAAGCCGGGUGGAGGACACAUUUCUGAGUGUCGCUGCGAAGUCCCGGAACCAAAUCGAUGGAUACCUUACACUUAGCGUGCUCCUG
This is a messenger RNA of Gloeophyllum trabeum ATCC 11539, 892 nucleotides long. Its product is annotated as DUF1000-domain-containing protein. The coding region runs from base 1 to 654 and encodes 217 amino acids. The record is from RefSeq and is a predicted model, not a curated record. Lineage: Eukaryota; Fungi; Basidiomycota; Agaricomycetes; Gloeophyllales; Gloeophyllaceae. The transcript is spliced from 6 exons. Gene Ontology annotation, cellular component: nucleus.